Messenger RNA from Salvia miltiorrhiza (redroot sage), 1235 nucleotides. RefSeq names its product zinc finger protein CO3-like. Gene Ontology annotation, biological process: regulation of flower development. The transcript is spliced from 4 exons. Gene Ontology annotation, cellular component: nucleus. Gene Ontology annotation, molecular function: protein binding. The coding region runs from base 189 to 1043 and encodes 284 amino acids. NCBI's taxonomy places the organism in Eukaryota, Viridiplantae, Streptophyta, Magnoliopsida, Lamiales, Lamiaceae. The record is from RefSeq and is a predicted model, not a curated record.
UCGUCGAAGCUCUUCCCUCCCACACCCCAAAUUGCACUUCUCUUUCUACAACUAGUGCGUGUGAGAGAAAACUAGUGGAAAAUGGGAUUCUUGUCAUCUUGCUCCCGCUACGGACAAGAGGUUUGAUUAAAGGAAAGACCCAUCUGUCCUCACCCCGUGCCCACAUUUUUUUCGAAUUUCAUUGCUCCAUGUCUUCGGAGAUGUAUGUGUUCGACAACUCCGUCUACUCCGAUCAAUUCUCGCCGUUCCUCGACUCCGCCGCCAUCGACGCCUUCGGAAUCUUCCAGGAAAACGAUGAGAGCGCCGCCAGUCUGCACCAAUUGGCGUCGGCUCUGCUGUCGUCGUCGCCGCCCAGCGCCGAGCUCCAGAAUCUGUCGCUGUCGCACCUCGCGCCGGAGGUGAAGACGGAGGAAUGCCAGCUCGGAUUCAAUAACAACUCCUUCUCACCGCACGAAACCGCAUUGAAGCUAAUGCACAGGAGCUACAGCAGCAGCAGCUUCGACAACUCCCGCGCCGAUUUCUCCUUCCGACCGCACUUCGACAGCGUUCUCGAGCACACUCAAAUCCUCUCCUCGCCGGAAAACGCCUUCCAAUCCGGCCAAAUCAGAAGAGUUUGCAGCACCGGCGAUCUCCAAAAAAUGAAAACAAGCAUGCAAACGAGAAGCGUGCUGUCUUCAAGCCCGCUGUCGGCGGAGAAAUCGUUCAUGGAGGAAGCCAAUUUCAAGGUAGGGCGUUACAGCGCCGAGGAGAGGAAGGAGAGGAUCGACCGAUACAGAGCAAAGAGGACUCAAAGGAAUUUCAACAAGACUAUUAAGUACGCUUGCCGGAAAACGCUAGCCGACACACGGCCGAGGAUACGCGGCCGCUUCGCGCGCAACGAUGAAUCCGGAGAGAUUCCAAAGGCAUCAAUGUUUCAGAGAUAUGAAGAUGAUGAUGAGCUUUGGACAAAUCUGCAGAUGGAAGGGCUUCACGAAGAAGACGAGGAGCAAAUUGCGCCAAAGAGAGCCUUCUUCAACGUGCACUAUCAGAACUAUAGAUUCUAAAAUGCUACACUUUUAUUACAAAGAUCCAAGUGACCAAGUUGAAUAAGUUUAGUUAGGUGCGGCUAAUGUCUAUUUCAAUGUAAUAGUAAGUCAGAUGUUUUUUUUUCUCUAGUUAUUUAUCUUAUUAUCGUCUCAAUCUGUAUAUAUUGAAACCCAAAACAAAUUAAUAAUAAGUUGAGGUUUCCCGGUUUA